Messenger RNA from Trematomus bernacchii (emerald rockcod), 1041 nucleotides. It is a transcript of the gene pex11b, whose product is annotated as peroxisomal biogenesis factor 11 beta. Gene Ontology annotation, biological process: peroxisome fission; regulation of peroxisome size. NCBI's taxonomy places the organism in Eukaryota, Metazoa, Chordata, Actinopteri, Perciformes, Nototheniidae. The record is from RefSeq and is a predicted model, not a curated record. Gene Ontology annotation, cellular component: peroxisomal membrane.
GGGGGGCGGCAGCUGACCUCCUCCACACCGUCUCUCAGCUGGAGGCCCACAUGAGCCUGAGCAGGAAGUUGCUGCGUCUGGGGAACUCUGUGGAGGCGCUGGAGGCUGCCAAGAGGGCCAUCCACCUGUCUGACGGAGUUCUGAGGCUGUGCCUGACCAUCAGCCACCUGAACAGAGCCAUGUACUUCGCCUGUGACAACAUCCUUUGGGCCGGGAAGACGGGCCUGGUCCCCGAAGUGGACCUGCACAAGUGGAGCCAGAGAUCUUUCAGGUACUACCUCUUCACUCUGAUCCUGAACCUGACUCGAGAUGUGUACGAGCUGCACCUCCUCAUGGAUAGAGAAGCCCGCUACAGAGCCUCCAAAUCCCCGCCCUCAGCCCAGCCCAGCUCCUCCCUGUCUGCUGACCCCCCCUCCCCGACCCCAGAGGCUCUGCCGUGGCUCAGCAGACAGCUCCACCUGCUGGUGACGGUGCUGUACAGCAACCCCCCCCUGCUGCUGGACCUGCUGAAGAACUUGUGUGAUAUCUUUAUCCCUCUGGACCGGCUGGGGAUCCGCCCCACGGGGUCCGGCUUCGUGGGGGCCUGCGGCCUCACCUCCUCCCUCCUCUCCAUCGCCACCAUCCUCCACCCCUGGCUCAAGCUCAAGCCCUGAACCUAGAAACUGAUAUGACUAACAGGCGGCCCACUGCUUCACUUCCUGCCUGCAUGUUUGAAAUGAUCACAGCGUCAGGUAGCAGGUGUGAGGCACAGACUGCUUCCACAAAGCUGACUGCUAUGUCACACUGAUCACUAUCAAAAGAUAACUAUGGUUUACCACCAAAGGGUCUGUGGCAAAGCCUCCCCUGCACUUCACUCUGAAGAGAUUGAAAUAUACAGAGCUGCUUUAUUAAUGCAACAUGAACCUGGAAUAGAAUCUGAAUGCAUGGCCGGUUCUUAACAUACAUUUUGUAAAAAAGAAAAGUCUAAAUGAUGUGUAAGAUAGGGAUGUAUGCUCAUUGUAUUUGAUAUUUGGGUGUGUAAAUAAAAUUAAUUUAAAAAUG